UCACCAUCCCCAUCUAUCCUUCCUCCUUGCUCUACCAUCACAUCUCAUAUCAUCUCGUUAGAUACCGACCCUCCUCCCCUUGUUCGCAACGUCAGCAUUCGUUGCGCCAACCUCAUAGAUCCUCUUCUCACGACUUGGAUCUCGUGAUCCAUAGGUUGCUCUAUCUUGUUGGUUCUAGCUCACUUGACAAAACAGAUCGGAUUCUCUUUCUUGUAGUUGCCUCCGAUUUUAUCAGCUCUUUCAGAACACCAUGUGUCCGAUGAUGCUCAACAGCCUCUCCGACGGCCCUGCCAUGGUCCUGUCCCCUCCCCAGGAACACGCCUUCCUUCAGUUCCCUCGCCACUCUAAGCUUGAUACCGUCUCCCAAAACUCAAACUCUUUUUUCUCGAGUGGUCCAAGCACCUCGUUUGGUGCAAAGCUAGCUGUGUCUGGGCCUGUCAACGGAAAGCCGUCGCGCAAAAGAUCGCGUGAUGAAGCGGCUUUCGAAGAAGCUAUGAAUGCCCCCAAUGUACCCUCCAUCCCCACGCCGGCUCCUGCAAAGAAAGAGGAGCCUAUCUAUGGAGAAGGUAUGAUUCUUCUGAAUCCCCGUACCGGGUUGGCUCUCUCCGCCGAGACUCAGACAGGCACUUGGUACGAAGAAACGCUGGAGAGCACUACUGCUGCUGCACCGUCUGUCUCGUCGCAAUCUCAGGCGUUUCAAUCCGGCCAGUCAAAUAUCUCAGGCCGGAAGUCCCAGCGUCUUGAUCCCUCUGCUCCCAGACUCGAUGAUAUCGCACUCUCCUCAGUGCAGCGAUUACAGGACAGCGGCAAAGAUGACAACCGCCGCCUCCUCGACGCGACAAAUCGCUCGCCUGAUGAGCCGCUAGUUGACGACGCGACUCGUCUUCUCGGUAUCAGCUGGCAACGUAUCACGUUCGACGGCGAUGGCGACAUGGCAGCCGCAGUGCGCGGCUGGAAGAAAUACAUCGACAAACAAUAUUCCGUAUAUCUCCUAGACUCUCAAAUACUUAUGAAGAAUCGAGCUUUGAACGCUUACCUUGUGACUGCACGACCUGUCACGCCCUUUGGACCAGCAAACUCCAACGCCUUUUAUUUGUUUAACGACGAUCUCACCCAGGCUCAGCUGGUUGCAUCCGCUUGGGAAACCUGCAUUCAAAACCUCCGAUCGAACCCCAUUGUCUUCGAGGGGACUCAGAUUCUGAAUGCCUCGCACCGAUCAGUCAAUAAUGCACCCCUUCAAACGCAAAAUAUCCUCGGGGCGAACCCUGCGGACGCCGGCCUUCCUCUCUUACAAACCCUCUCGGCGCAGCCCGUCAGUGAUGGCGCGGGCGUUGGGCUGAACGGCAGCGUAGGAAUGGGGACGGGCAUGGACAUCGACGCGUAAAAUCUCGACACGGGCUUCGACAGCGCGCGCGCGCAAAAAAAAAAGUUUCGACGAGUUUUGCUCACACAUUUCGCUUCGUAUCUAACAAUGUUUUCGGCACAGAUCUUUUCUCAUUGUCUUUUGGGUUCUUCGGCAAAAC
Aspergillus caelatus is the source of this 1523-nucleotide messenger RNA. RefSeq lists its product as uncharacterized. The transcript has a single exon. Bases 251 to 1384 code for a protein of 377 amino acids. NCBI's taxonomy places the organism in Eukaryota, Fungi, Ascomycota, Eurotiomycetes, Eurotiales, Aspergillaceae. The record is from RefSeq and is a predicted model, not a curated record.